Messenger RNA from Candida tropicalis MYA-3404, 1320 nucleotides. RefSeq names its product homocitrate synthase (gene LYS21). The record is from RefSeq and is a predicted model, not a curated record. Gene Ontology annotation, cellular component: mitochondrion. Lineage: Eukaryota; Fungi; Ascomycota; Pichiomycetes; Serinales; Debaryomycetaceae. The coding region runs from base 1 to 1320 and encodes 439 amino acids. The transcript has a single exon. Gene Ontology annotation, molecular function: homocitrate synthase activity.
AUGGUUGAAGGUUAUAAAGAAGUUGGAGAAUCAUUUAGCCGCGAACAUAGUCAACAAAAUCCAUAUGGUCCAAACCCAGCAGAUUUCUUGUCAAAUGUUGGAAGUUUCCAAUUGAUUGAAUCAACUUUAAGAGAAGGUGAACAAUUUGCCAAUGCUUUCUUCACCACUGAAAAGAAAAUCGAAAUUGCUAAAGCUUUGGAUGACUUUGGUGUUGAUUACAUUGAAUUGACUUCCCCUGUUGCUUCUGAACAAUCAAGAAGAGAUUGUGAAGCCAUUUGUAAAUUGGGUUUAAAAGCCAAAAUUUUAACUCACAUUAGAUGUCAUAUGGAUGAUGCUAGAGUUGCAGUUGAAACCGGUGUUGAUGGUGUUGAUGUUGUCAUUGGUACUUCUCAAUUCUUGAGACAAUAUUCUCAUGGUAAAGAUAUGAACUAUAUUGCUCAAAGUGCCAUUGAAGUUAUUGAAUUUGUUAAAUCCAAAGGUAUUGAAAUUAGAUUCUCAUCUGAAGAUUCUUUUAGAUCUGAUUUGGUUGAUUUGUUAAAUAUUUACCGUACGGUUGAUAAAAUCGGUGUGAAUAGAGUUGGUAUUGCUGAUACCGUUGGUUGUGCCAACCCAAGACAAGUUUAUGAAUUGGUGAGAACUUUGAAAUCUGUGGUCAAAUGUGAUAUUGAAUGUCAUUUCCAUAAUGAUACUGGAUGUGCUAUUGCCAAUGCUUAUACCGCCUUAGAAGGUGGUGCCAAAUUAAUUGAUGUGAGUGUUUUGGGUAUUGGUGAAAGAAAUGGUAUUACUCCAUUGGGUGGAUUAAUGGCAAGAAUGAUUGCUGCUGAUCGUGACUAUGUCUUGUCUAAAUAUAAAGUUCAUAAAUUGAGAGAUAUUGAAAACUUGGUUGCUGAAGCUGUUCAAGUUAAUAUUCCAUUCAACAAUCCAAUUACCGGUUUCUGUGCCUUCACCCAUAAAGCUGGUAUUCAUGCUAAAGCUAUCUUGGCUAACCCAUCCACAUAUGAAAUUUUGAGUCCUAGCGAUUUCGGUUUGACUAGAUAUAUCCAUUUUGCCAACAGAUUAACUGGUUGGAAUGCCAUUAAAUCGAGAGUUGAUCAAUUGAAUUUACAUUUGACUGAUGAACAAUGUAAAGAAGUUACUAACAAGAUUAAGAAAUUGGGAGAUGUUAGACAAUUGAACAUUGAUGAUGUUGAUUCAAUUAUUAAAGAUUUCCACGCAGAUUUGGGUACUCCAAUUGUCAAAGCCACUAGUCAAGGUUUACCAAAAGUUCCUCAUGUAUUAGAAGGUUUAGACGAAUCUGAAGAGAAAAGAUUGAAAAACUAA